AAACAUUUCAUGAAGCGAUAACGUAUAGAGUGUAUUGUAAUUGAAGGAUUUAGUUAGAGGGCAUGGUUUUUUUUUGUGUCUGUUUAUUGCAAUUUGAUAUUUCGGAUUUACGUUGUCGUGAGACAUAACGAAUUACGUACGGAGUGCAAAUGAUGAUAUAUUAAGAUCCAUUGAUUGCAAAGUGUCAAAAAAAGAAAAUAGAACGAGUGAUAGAAUUAUUUAAAAACAAAAUAGUUUCAUGUUGUUGCUUUUUCGUGUGUGUAACGAUUACGUUAACAAAAAAAAGGUUAACAGACAAAUAAGACCGAUUAACGGAUUGUGUUGAAGGUGAAAUGUAUAAAUCGUAUGGACUUUUACGACCGCUUGUGUGUUUUGCUGGAAUCAUCGGCAUCCUACAGUCGCUAAUAUGGAUUGCAAUGUCAAUUCUAGCGAUUCUUGCCUAUUUUUGUGUAUUCAAUUUUCGUGGCAUGAUUGCAUCGCUCGGUACGCUAACCGAAUUAACACUGUUCCACAUGUAUUUUCAUGGUCCGUGCUCUCAGUCGGGAAUGCCAAACAUCGAUUUCAAUUCGAUUAAUCGUUUAAAUUUAAUAAAACCGUUGCAAAUACAUAUUUGUAUGUGGGUUUACUGUGGCAUCUCAACGCUAUGGUUAAUCAGUUCGAUAACACUAUUGACAAGUGUUCGGUAUGUAAAACUUCGAAAUGCCAAUUACUUUCUAUUUGUUUGGAUCUUUUUAACGGCCAGUUUAUCGAUUUUGGAUUUGGGAUUAGGUGUUGCAUUUGGGCUCGAUUAUGAUACCUUAAGACACGAAACGCAUAGUAUUCCUGUCGAUGAAAUGGUUGGUACAUCACAACCGCAAUACCUGAUCGUUGCCGCAAAAACAGCAGCCGGUGUAAUGAUGAGCGUGGCAUUGCGCGGAUACACAAUAUGGUUGAUCAAUAUUGUAUUGUGUAUCUAUUUCUUCACACAGACUUUCAAAAUAUCCGAUUAUAAUCGCAUCAAGGCGGCGAUUUCGAAUCCAACGUUUGUUUCACCGGAUGGAACGAUGCGCAAGAAGAUACCACAUCAAAAUACAAGCCCAUAUACAGAAAAAGAUGAUCAAUGGCUUAGUUCACUUCAAAAUUACAGUUAUCAAAUGAGUCCAGUGGAUCGACCAACAAAAGAUGCGUAUCGACAAAAUCAAGCGGCUGCCCUAUUUGAAGAACGAAAACGACAUUAUGAAGCUCAGCAACUGAAUUACUUGCGUUACAUUGAUAAAUUGAAUGGAAGAAAACCACGUGGAAAUUCAACGGUUAACAACGGUCAUGUAAUGAAUGGCCAAGCGUCAACAACGAAAAAACGUCAACCACGUGAAAUUCAUCUACCAGAACCUGAUUACAGUCCAAAUAUUCAUGAUUCGUUUGAAACACGACCACCGCUUAGAUCAGCACUGCGUUCAUCACGAUAUUAGGAUUUCAACUACGCACAAACCAAAAUUCCUUUUAAUUUAAUUUAAUCGUUAGAAAUAAAUUGGAAUAGUUAACGAACCCGAAGUACAAAGAACAUAUUGUACAUUAUAUUUUAUUUAUUGAGACUAAAAAAAAUACAAUAAAUUCUAGUAGAAGCGACAUAAAAUUAAAAUUCCUCUCAAAUACAUACGAAUUCUGUUUAUAAACUCAGUGCGAAAGCAUGACUGAAAUAUGUAUAUCCAAUAAGCAGCAUCGAAACAUCAUUUUCAAACCGAUGUAUAUCAAUAAACAAAACGAAUUUAUAUCUAUAUAAUUUGCGAAACGAUUCCAAAAUAACAAAACAAGAGAGUGAGUAAACAAACAUAUCGUUAUCACAUAAAAACAUAGAAAACUUGGCACAAAUUGAAAUAAUCUCUUUCACGCCAUAUAAUUGAUGUGUUAAAAUUAUAGUCAACUUGAGAUGUAUGACAUUAUUAUUAUUUAAAAUUAUAUAAAAUAAAUCUAUAUCAAUAUCAAAUAUA
Contarinia nasturtii (swede midge) is the source of this 1967-nucleotide messenger RNA. RefSeq lists its product as uncharacterized. The record is from RefSeq and is a predicted model, not a curated record. The transcript has 7 exons. The coding region runs from base 333 to 1448 and encodes 371 amino acids. Lineage: Eukaryota; Metazoa; Arthropoda; Insecta; Diptera; Cecidomyiidae.